AUGCUCGGAAGUAAUCUUAAAUGGAAUACGCAGGUUGACGACAAAACAAAAAAGGCGUGUAAAAGGUUGUAUGCAUUAAGAGUACUAAAGAAGGCUGGAUUGCAGGAAAGGGAACUUGUUCUAGUGUAUAAGUCGAUGAUUCGACCUAUUCUAGAAUAUGCUGUUGAAGCCUGGUCUGACUUCCCACAGUAUGUAAGUGACAAGUUGGAAAGAGUACAGAAAAGAGCUCUCUGGAUUAUAUAUCCUGGUAGUGACUAUGGCGAAGCAUUAAAUAUCUCUAAAUUGGAAAGUCUUAAAGACAGGAGAGUAGACUUAUGUAAGAAGUAUAUAAAUAAACUUAAAGAUCCGUCCCAUACUCUACAUCAUUUAACAAAAACAUACUAUACGAAUACACACGGUUAUAACUAA
Paramuricea clavata is the source of this 408-nucleotide messenger RNA. The record is from the annotation of a GenBank genome assembly. NCBI's taxonomy places the organism in Eukaryota, Metazoa, Cnidaria, Anthozoa, Malacalcyonacea, Plexauridae.